GAGACUCCGGUUUUUUUAGGCAGGUUCGCCAGCUUUCGCCGAGGUGGUUUGCGGAGAAGUGAGCUUGCAGACUUUCGUGGGGCCAGUGCCACGUAUUCGCUGCAGUCCAGAGGGAAGAAAUCAGCGUCGGAUAUAAGAACGAAUGCCAGAGAAGAACAAUUUAGAAGAUCAAGAUGUUGAUGAACUUUAGGAUAUUUACAGUGAAUCAUCAGAAAAUAUCCAGUUUGCACAUGAAUAAUAUGUGCUGCUGUAAAAUAAUAGCAAGUUUAAAAAGAUUAAAGCCAAAUAUACCUGUUGGAAGAAAUUAUGGUUCCUUACCAGGAUUAAUAGAAAAUGAUAUCAAAUCCCUUCGUUCCAUCAUCAAUCCUCCUAUAGCUAAAAUCCGUAAUAUUGGAAUUAUGGCUCAUAUAGAUGCCGGCAAAACUACCACUACUGAAAGAAUAUUAUACUAUUCUGGAUACACACGAUCACUAGGAGAUGUUGAUGAUGGAGACACGGUGACAGAUUUCAUGGCUCAAGAACGAGAAAGAGGCAUUACUAUUCAAUCAGCUGCUGUUACUUUUGAUUGGAAAGGGUAUAGAAUCAACCUAAUUGAUACACCAGGUCAUGUUGACUUCACCUUGGAGGUUGAGCGCUGCCUAAGAGUUUUGGAUGGUGCAGUGGCUGUAUUUGAUGCCUCUGCUGGUGUAGAGGCCCAAACUCUCACGGUAUGGAGGCAAGCUGAUAAACACAAGAUACCUCGAAUCUGUUUUUUAAACAAGAUGGACAAAACUGGAGCAAGUUUUAACUACUCAGUUGAAACCAUCAGAGAGAAGUUGAAGGCAAAGCCUUUGCUUUUACAGUUACCAAUUGGUGAAGCCAAAACUUUCAGAGGAGUAGUGGAUGUAGUAAGUAAAGAAAAACUUAUUUGGAAUCCCAAUUCAGAUGAUGGAAAAGAUUUUGAGAGAAAACCCCUCUUGGAAAUGAACGAUCCUGAAUUGCUGAAGAAGACAAUUGAAGCAAGGAAUACCUUAAUUGAACAAGUUGCAGAUUUGGAUGAUGAAUUUGCUGGCUUCGUUUUAGAAGAAUUUAGUGAAAAUUUUGAUUCACUACCAGCUGAAAAGCUACAGACUGCAAUACACAGAGUCACACUGGCUCAGACAGCAGUGCCUGUACUUUGUGGAAGUGCUCUGAAAAACAAGGGUGUACAGCCAUUAUUAGAUGCUAUUACUAUGUACUUGCCUUCACCUGAAGAGCGCAACUAUGAAUUUCUGCAGUGGUAUAAGGAUGACUUAUGUGCACUGGCAUUUAAAGUUCUCCAUGACAAGCAGCGAGGACCACUGGUUUUUAUGCGCAUUUACUCAGGCACAAUAAAAUCCCAAUUGGCUAUCCAUAAUAUUAAUGGAAACUGCACGGAGAGAAUAAGUCGUCUGCUUUUACCCUUUGCUGACCAACAUAUAGAAAUCCCUUCACUGACUGCUGGUAACAUUGCUUUGACUGUUGGACUUAAACGUACUGUCACUGGGGACACCAUUGUCUCAUCAAAAUCCAGUGCAUUAGCUGCAGCACGGCGAGCCAAGCGGGAGGGAGAAAAGGAUAGAAAAAACCGUGAAGUGGAGACACUUUUAUUGGCUGGAGUAGAAGUUCCAGAACCUGUUUUCUUCUGUACGAUAGAGCCCCCAUCAGUGGCCAAGCAGCCAGAUUUGGAUCAUGCAUUGAAAUGUCUUCAACGUGAAGAUCCCAGUUUGAAAGUGAGACUAGAUCCUGACUCUGGACAAACUGUUCUAUGUGGGAUGGGGGAGUUACAUAUUGAGAUUAUUCAUGACCGAAUCAAGAGGGAAUAUGGACUGGACACCUAUCUAGGGCCUCUCCAGGUGGCGUACCGAGAGACCAUCCUAAGUGCAGUUCGUGUCACAGAUACCUUAGAUAAAACAUUAGGAGACAAACGGCAUCUCGUGACUGUAGACCUGGAAGUAAAGCCAACUCAGUCAUCAUCUGUUACGCCAGUGAUUGAGUAUGCUGAGGAUAUUAGUGAAGAUAUUUUGAAGACCUCCCAGGAGGCCAUUGAAAAUGGAAUUCACAUGGCAUGCCUUCAAGGUCCACUGCUUGGAUCCCCAGUUCAAGAUGUGACAGUUACUUUACAUUCACUGAUAACUCAUCCUGGUACUUCCACAACUAUGAUUUCUGCCUGUGUCUCAAGAUGUAUACAAAAGGCUCUAAAGAAAGCUGAUAAGCAAGUUUUAGAGCCUCUGAUGAACCUUGAGGUCACUGUAACUAGAGAGUACCUCAGCCCUGUCCUGGCAGAUCUGGCGCAAAGAAGAGGAAACAUCCAAGAAAUUCAGACUCGCCAGGAUAACAGAGUUGUCAUUGGAUUUGUUCCCUUAGCAGAAAUUAUGGGUUACUCAACUGUGCUUCGAACACUAACAUCAGGCUCAGCUACUUUUGCCUUAGAAUUAUCUACUUAUCAAGCUAUGAAUCCUCAAGAUCAGCGUACACUGCUCAACCAGAGAAGUGGUUCAACCAAAGUGUUUUAGCCCAUUGGAAAUUAAGAGAAAAUCAGGAGCAUCUCCCUGCUGUCCUCAUUUUCAGAAGGAACAAUUUUUUUUGGACAAAUCAAUUACUGUUUCAGCAGAUGUAACAGGAAAACUGGUAAUGGCACUGGAGCUGUUCAUGAUAAUUUAUACAAUGACAUAUGCACUUCGAUAUUUAUAGUAAAUGUUCCUCAAUGGUGAUGUUCAUCUAUGAAGUUAGAAUUGUUAAUAGUAGAGACUCAACCCUUUGUGAUAUAUUGAGUAGCAGUAGAUAGGUCUUAUUUUUGUUUUUUAAGCUUCUCUCACAAGAAAGAUACCAGUCUUUUAUGUGAACCUGUGUCUUAUUUUAUAUUAUAAUCAAUAAAAAGAUAUACUUUAUUCAAAAAACAAUGUAGCAAAUUUUGAUUCACAUGAUUUCCAAAUCAGUUGAUUGUGGUACAGAUUGCUCAGGCCUUUUCCGCCCAUUGUUAUAUUUUGUUCUCAUUCUCACAAUAUCCAGUAAAAAGAGGUUCUGCAGCUAUUCCACGUCUGUUGACAGAUAGCAUAAAGAGAUGUUUUAGACUGAUAUAACACCUAUAUAUUUUUAAAGAACUUAUAGUUUAAACUAGAAUCAUUUAAGUCACAGUAUUAAUAUGAAAAAAUGGAAAAAACCAUUCACUGUUGUUAAAGUGAUUCAGGAUGGAGUUGUAAGUUACACCAAAAUUUUACAUAUCUAUAAAACAUUUCUAAGUGCAAAUAUAUAUCUUCUUACAGGUAUUAUUGUCUUACCUACAAGAAAUAAUUCCCACUUUUCCCUAAUUAAAUCACAACUUAUUUGGUAGCAAAGACAAAACAAAACCAAACAAAAAGUUAGCUAAUACUGAAUAAGAAAGCAUCAUAAUCUUGAAAAAUGUUUGCCAUACCUGACCAUUCUGCAGCGGUGCCUUGUUAGUCUGUCAUAGGCCCCACUCAUACUUCUGACAUUUUUUUGACUCCAGAGUCUUUCACCAACAGCACUUGCCCGAGGCCUAAAAUACAAACCACAUAUCCACCUAAGCAGCUGAAAUUCAUGUUUUCUUUUCUUUAAGACUUAUUUAUUUAUUUGAAAGGCAGAGUUAGAGAGAGAAGUCUUCUAGCAGAGAAGUCUGCUGGUUCACUCCCCAGAUGACUGCAAUGGCAAUGGUUAGGGCUGGGCCAGGCCAAAGCUAGGAGCCCAGAACUCUAUAUGGAUCUCCCGCAAGGGUACCAGGGGCCCAGACACUUGGGGCCAUCUUCCUCUGCCUUCCCAGGUACAUUAGUGAGGAGCUGGAUCGGAAGCAGGGCAGCUGGGAUUCAAACGGGUGCUGAUAUAGGAUGCCAGCAUCACAGGAGGUGGCUUAACGUGCUGCACCACAACACCAGCCCCUACAUUCAUAUUUUCUCAAGUAAAUAUACAAAACUUUUAUUGCUUGGGGAAACUCCUAGAGCUUCCUACUUAGAUGGAGAAGGAAAGCUAAGGCAUCAUAAUUCUUAACCCAAAUGUUAACAAUUAAAUUUCAUACCAUAAUCUUGGAGUAAGGUUGGUUGCAUCCACAUACUCUCCCCAUAGGCAAGCUUCUCCACCAAUUAGCAGGUUUUUCUGUUGCUGAGAAGCUACAUUAGAAUCAUUGAAUUAGUAAAGUUAAGCAGUUCAAGGCUUAUAUACAGAGGCGGUUUCUUCUGUCUUUAUUUAUGACACCACUUUCUUCCUACAGUCAGUAGGACCUUGAGAGAUAUUUGUAUUUGUGACAUAAAAAUACUGGUAAAUUUUAUUCCCACUUCUGAUCUAUGGUUUACAGUGCUUGUAACCAUGCAUGGACUAAUGUGAGCCAACAUUAAACAAAGAUACUGUUUUAUGCAAAUUUAUUUGAACACUAGGAAACCACUUUUCCCCCGGUUGCCCAGGAGAUGCCCAGAAAUACAAGCUGGAAUUCUAGUUUUUGUUUUCUUUUUAAUGGAGUGUGACCACCAUGCAUUCCUUCAGUUUCUACCUCUUGAAAGAGAAAUAAAAGGUAUUGAUUACCUAAUGCUUUUUUUAACAGUAAGUAUGGCUUUUUGAUGCUCAUAAAAUGUUUUCUAAAAGUUAAAUCAAUUCCUAAUAGACAUAUAAUUCUGAAAAACUUUUUACAGCAAAUCCUUUCUCUGAGUAAAUUUUAUACUACAGUCUGAUAUACAGAACCAGACAGAGUAGAACUGUUCAUGAAAGGAUCUAAGAGAAUGAAGCUCCACCACCCAGACACCCCUCCCAGUGACUCCAUACCCCCAAGGAUGCCUACUCCUCAGAACCCCAACAGCACACACAUACUGAAGUCAACCCCAGCUUUGCUCAGGUGUUUUGCACUGGAGAGGCAGUUCAGAAGAGGUUACACGAGCAGUCAGAUGUCUCAUAUGUAGAGAGUGAGUGAUUAGACUCAUCAAUGAAAAUGGAGAUAAAAAUUUAAGGGGAGCUACUUAUAAAGUUAUUUAGGCAAGUAUAUGAUUUCUUUCACAGAGUUUAAAAUGAGAUGACAUUGAGGGGUUUUUUUUUGUUGUUUUAAAUCAAGGAUAAAACAUAAAAGUAAGUAAAGUAGGUAAUAUCAGGUUAAUUACCAGGAAAGUUAAGAGGUUCCACUUGAUAGUAUGUUCUCCAGUCUUGUCCAUAACUAAUCACAUCUAAGUACCAAGGAGCAGAAAGGAUUACAGGGAAGCCAGCAUCUGUGAUUUGACUUACUUCUUUAUUGUACAUAUCUUCUUUCCACACUUGAACUACUGUGCCUGGUUGAAGCUAUUAAAGACACAAA
This is a messenger RNA of Oryctolagus cuniculus (rabbit), 5287 nucleotides long. It is a transcript of the gene GFM2, whose product is annotated as GTP dependent ribosome recycling factor mitochondrial 2. The record is from RefSeq and is a predicted model, not a curated record. Gene Ontology annotation, molecular function: GTPase activity; GTP binding. Gene Ontology annotation, biological process: ribosome disassembly; mitochondrial translation. Lineage: Eukaryota; Metazoa; Chordata; Mammalia; Lagomorpha; Leporidae. Gene Ontology annotation, cellular component: mitochondrion.